UAUCCUCAGCUUGCCGAUUUAAUUUCAGAAUUGAGUUAUGCCGCCCGUUCCUUUGGAAGAGGGUGCGGCCCCGUCGGUGGGCAUUAUUUACCCGCCCCCGGAAGUCAGGAAUAUUGUGGAUAAAACGGCCAGUUUUGUGGCUCGAAAUGGACCCGAGUUCGAGUUACGGAUCCGUCAGAACGAGGUCAACAACCCCAAGUUUAAUUUCUUGAACUCUGGCGAUCCUUAUCACGCCUACUAUCAACAUCGGGUGAAGGAAAUUCGUGAAGGGAAAGAUGACCCACCGCCUCAAGAGAAACCCGCCAAAUCGAGCACCACCACAGCAUCUUCGGAGGCUGUGAAGCAAAAGCAAUCGGAGCUGCUAAAGCAAGCUCAAAAGGAACAGGAACCUCCACCCCCCAAAGAUCCACCCCCAGAAUUCGAGUUCAUCGCCGAUCCUCCGUCAAUAUCGGCCUUUGAUCUGGAUGUGGUCAAGCUCACGGCCCAAUUCGUGGCCCGAAAUGGUCGCCAAUUCCUCACCAAUCUAAUGAACCGCGAGCAGAGAAACUUUCAAUUUGAUUUCUUGCGACCUCAACACUCUUUGUUUCAAUAUUUCACCAAACUUUUGGAACAAUACACUAAGGUCCUAAUCCCGCCCAAGGAUUUGAUGAAGAAACUCGAGUCGGAAUCGAAAGACGAGAAUCUGAUCCGUGACCAAAUUGAUUAUCGAGUGCGUUGGGUUAAGCAUCAAGAGGCCAAGAAGCAGAAGGAAGAGGCCGAAGCCGAACGGGAGCGCGUUUCCUACGCCCAGGUGGAUUGGCACGGAUUUGUCGUGGUGGAAACGGUGGACUAUCAACCUUGGGAGGUGGGCAAUUUCCCACCUCCCACCAACCCAACCGAUGUGGGGGCCCGGGUUCUCAUGCAAAGACGCAUCGAUUCCGACCCUCAGAGUGCUAAGAUUAAACCUCAAGGGGAAUCGGCCAACACUCAGGUCGAAGACAUGGAUGAGGACUCCUCGGAAGAAAGUAGCAGUGAGGAUGACGAGGAGGAGUCCGACUCUAAAACCGAUAAAGGCCAGCCCAAGCCACCUGCCCUGCCCACACCGGGUAACGUGGAGGUUCGGAAAUACGAUCCGAAGGCGGCCAAAUCUGCCAAGAAGGUCGAUCCCACGAGCCAAGAGUUCCUCAUAUCACCCAUCACGGGUGAGCGCAUCCCCGCCGAUCAGGUUCAAGAACACAUGCGUAUUGGCCUUUUGGAUCCGAGAUGGGUGGAGGAACGGGACAAACAGAUUACGGCCAGAGCGGCGGAGGAGCAGGUGUACGCCCCAGGGCGUGCCAUCGAGAGCAAUCUGAAGCAAUUGGCCGAGCGGCGAACGGAUAUUUUUGGUGUGGGCGAGGAUGCUGCCUUGGAGGCCGCCAUCGGUAAGAAAAUGGGCGAAGAGGAGAAACGUGAGGAGAAAGUGACAUGGGAUGGGCACAGUUCAUCAGCCGAAUCCACCUCCAGAGCCGCCAGAGCCACCAUUAGUAUCAGCGAGCAGAUCGAGCAGAUCCAUCGGAGCAAAGGCCUUCUGCCUAAAGAGGGCGAAGGCGGGAUCGGUCCUACAGCCUCGGGGCCGAAACCUGUGGAAAGCGCUCCACCCCCGCCCCCUCCUCCCAUGCGUAUGUCGGCUCCGCCUGUGCAAGCCGUGCCGAUGUCGGUUCCUAUGAUGCCUCGACCCGUGGCUGCUCCGCCUGUUCAAGCCGUCAUGAUGGCUCCUAACCCAGGUCCUCCCGCCUUCUUCAUGGCUGCCGCGCCCCCCGUUCAACCGGCGCCUCCGCCUUUCCAAAUGGCCCCAGAAAUGAUGAUGGGGGGUGGAGGAGUGCCUCGACCCGAUAUUGCGCCACCUCCACCCGUUAUGCCACCCAUGGAACCUGAUGAGCCACCCAAUAAGCGACCACGGGGCGAAGAUAAUCUCAUCCCCGAGGGCGAGUUCAUGGCACGCAACCCGAACCCAGUCACGUUCCAUAUUUUGUGUCCGAUCAUCAACGAUAAACCCGAGUGGCGCUUGACAGGGCAGAGCAUCGCUCUGACCCUCGGCUUGGGUGAGACGGUGACUGCCAUGAAGGGUCGAAUCCAUGACGAGACCGGAUUGCCUCCGGGCAAGCAGAAGCUCCAAUUGGACUCGAUUUUCUUGAAAGAUGGCAAUACGCUGGCUUAUUACAAUGUGCGACCCGGAAUGGCCGUGGGUUUGCAGAUCAAGGAACGAGGUGGGCGCAAGAAAUGAUCACUCCCGGCUCUUUUUUAGAGAGACACUAAAAUAAUGUUGGGUUGUUGUGUACAUCCAUCCCCUGUUAAAUAAACGAUAGGUGUAAAAA
Tigriopus californicus is the source of this 2333-nucleotide messenger RNA. RefSeq names its product splicing factor 3A subunit 1-like (gene Sf3a1). Gene Ontology annotation, biological process: regulation of alternative mRNA splicing, via spliceosome; mRNA cis splicing, via spliceosome. Lineage: Eukaryota; Metazoa; Arthropoda; Copepoda; Harpacticoida; Harpacticidae. The record is from RefSeq and is a predicted model, not a curated record. The transcript is spliced from 3 exons. Gene Ontology annotation, molecular function: RNA binding; protein binding. Gene Ontology annotation, cellular component: U2-type prespliceosome; catalytic step 2 spliceosome; U2 snRNP. The coding region runs from base 38 to 2242 and encodes 734 amino acids.